AUGGACGGCGGUCCUCUUUGUAUCUGCGACAUUUGCUGUUCUGAAGACGCUUCAGAAACCUCUGAAAACUCACCACCGCAGACGCCAAGUCACGAUUCAGAACAAAGGAAAGAAGAUCUCGAUGAAGAUUAUAACCAACGGUGCACUAGCCUCAUUGAGACCGAAGAGGAUGGGGAAAAAUUGAAACAAACUUUGGAUCGGGGGGAUGAUCUCUCUCAGAAUGAAUUCAGACAAGUAGAGAAGAGGAAGUUUGGGCGGAUUUCGGACGAUGCAUGUGAAGUUACGGGGACGAAAAUCGAGGAAAUGGAGAGACUUGCGGAGCGGUGUAAAUUCUGCAUGAAACGUAUGUCAACGGGUGAACUCGGCAGCGGCAGCUGUAGCGACUGUGAGAUUGAUGACGAUGAAAAUGAUUUGAGAGAAGUUGAUGGUGUUGAACAAGAGGAUGGAUGCCAUGAUAUCUGCGACGAUGAUUGGGAAUGUUCUGCUGAAGAGUUGGAAGCGGCUUUUUGUGAAGAUGAGGAGCUUUCCUGUUUGUUCCACGGCGAUUGUGAAAAUAUGAUGGAGUGUUGUAUGUGA
Botrytis deweyae is the source of this 576-nucleotide messenger RNA. RefSeq lists its product as uncharacterized. Lineage: Eukaryota; Fungi; Ascomycota; Leotiomycetes; Helotiales; Sclerotiniaceae. Bases 1 to 576 code for a protein of 191 amino acids. The transcript has a single exon. The record is from RefSeq and is a predicted model, not a curated record.